GGUUCUUGGUGCUGAUGCAGAAAACCAGGAGCAUCCUGCCCUGACGUUAGCGAAAAGGACCGUUGAAAAGGACUGAGCAGAAUUUUUAGAUGCCAUGCGUGACCUUUGACCUCUGGUGGGAGCCGCUGUGUGUUACUGAUCUGAAGCUCUGCUCACUUUACGGCUUAUCUGUUCGUGGAUUUCAUUCCACCCAGUGAUGACUGCAUGACUUGAGCCCGGGAACGGAGUUUAACCCAUGGCGGGCCUGGAGCUGUCGGGGGCAGGGAUCCCCAGGGGGGAGAGGGACACCGAGCUGGAUGUCCUCAGUUUUCUGGACGCACUGGGGGUGGACAACGGCACGGCGGAGCGAUGCUACCAGUCUCACUCGCGCAGCAGCGUCCUACAGGGUCUGCCCUUCGGGGGCGUGCCCACCGUCCUCGCCCUCAACGUGGUGCUCUGGCUGCUCCUGCUGUUGAUCUUUUCAUGCCUGCGGAAGGCUGCGUGGGACUAUGGGCGGCUUGCUCUACUGAUGGACAAUGACAGCCUGACAUCCCUGUUCUAUGGGGAGCAGAGCGAGAAGGAGAAGUCCCCAUCAGAGUCCAGCCCCUCAGACACAGACAUGAGCAAGGACGUGGGAUUCUGCUCCUGGCUGACAUCACUCUAUCAUAUGAAAGAUGAGGAGAUCCGGAGCAAAUGCGGCAUUGAUGCCACCACCUACCUGUCCUUCCAGCACCACAUCAUCCUACUAAUGAUGGUGGUGUGCCUGCUGUCUGUGGCCGUCAUCCUGCCCAUCAACUUCUCUGGCAACUUGCUGGGAGACAGCCCUCAGAAUUUCGGAAGGACGACGGUGGCCAACGUCCCCGCGCAGGACAAUUUUCUGUGGCUGCACAGUAUCUUUGCUUUGCUGUACUUCAUCAUCACAGCCCUGUGCAUGGCCCACCACUCCUCACGGCUGGAGUACAAGGAGGAUGAGAAGGUGGCAAGGACACUCAUGAUCACCGCCAUUCCAAGGGAGAUCUCAGACCCGGGACUCAUAACCAAGCACUUCCACGAGGCCUACCCCAGCUGCACCGUCACUGACAUCCGAUUCUGCUUCGACGUGCGGAAGCUCAUGAAGCUGGACUCAGAAAGGCGAAAAGCAAUGAAGGGCAGGCUCUACUUCACUACUAAGGCCCAGAAGGAGGGCCGAAUCAUGAUCAAGACUCACCCCUGCGCCCAGCUCUUCUGCUGUGAUAUAUGUGGCUUUGAGCAGGUGGAUGCAGAGCAGUACUACAGUGAGCUGGAGGAGAAGCUGACGGAUGAGUUUAACGCUGAAAAGAACCGCAUCGCACUGAAGAGGCUGGACAUGGCCUUUGUCACCUUCCGAGAUGAGAGGAUGACCGCAGUCAUAAUCAAAGACUACAGUCGAGCCCGCUGUCGCCGGAGACCCCAGCAGUCCAGCAUCACCACUGUGGUCCGGUCACAUAAAUGGGGGGUUGAUUACGCCCCAGCCCCUAAUGACAUCAUCUGGGAGAACCUGUCGGUGCGUGGCUCCCGCUGGUGGCUGCGCUGCGUCUUGCUCAACAUCCUCCUCUUCCUCCUGCUCUUCUUCCUCACCACGCCCGCCAUCAUCGUCAACACCAUGGACAAGUUCAAUGUCACCAGGCCCGUGGAGAGUCUGAGGAACCCCAUCAUAACCCAGUUCUUCCCCACCCUCCUCCUCUGGGCCUUCUCCGUGCUGCUGCCCUUCAUCGUCUACUACUCUGCCUUCUUCGAGUCUCACUGGACCAGAUCCAGUGAGAAUCAGAUAACGAUGCGCAAAUGCUUUCUACUCCUGGUUUUCAUGGUGAUUAUCCUGCCCUCACUGGGGCUCUCCAGCUUGGAUGUUUUCUUCCGGUGGCUGUUUGACAUUCACUUCCUGGAUGAAAGGGAUGUCAAAUUUCAGUGUGUGUUCCUGCCUGACAAUGGUGCCUUCUUCGUCAACUACGUCAUCACCUCCAGCCUGAUCGGCACCGCCAUGGAGCUGCUGCGCAUCCCCGCCCUCAUGGUCUACGCCCUGCGCCUCUGCCUCGCCAAGUCCGAGGCGGAGCGCAUCCACGUCAAGAGGAGCCAGGCCUAUGAGUUCCAGUUCGGCCUGGAGUACGCCUGGACCAUGUGCAUCUUCGCCGUCAGCAUGACCUACAGCAUCACCUGCCCCAUCAUCGUGCCCUUCGGAUUGCUGUACCUGGUGCUGAAGCAUUUGGUGGACCGCUACAACAUCUACUACGCCUACGUUCCCACCAAACUCAACCAGCGCAUCCACUCGGCGGCAGUCAGCCAGGUCAUCGUGGCGCCCAUCCUCUGCAUGUUCUGGCUGCUCUUUUUCUCCGUCCUGCGGCUAGGCCCCAUGCGUCCCAUCACCCUCUUCACUUUUGUGUCUCUGCUGUUCUGCAUUGCCUUCUCCCUCUUUGGCCUCUGUCUGAGGAAACUUCAGCCAGCCAAGCCUACCAGCUACCAGAUGUCAGACCAGCCUGCAGAAGGGGGCUUCAAUGAUGCAGAGAGAAGCAGUGUAUCAUCUACACCCAACUCUAAUCUGUUUGUGGCAUCGGUGCUACAGGAGCCAGAACUGGGUCUGACUCCCAUGGCUUCUCCAGCCCACCACAGCUAUGGUACCAUGGGUACCCGGAGAGGCUCCUCGCGAGGGGCCGAGGAGGAGGCACAGCCACAGACCUACGAGACAGAGCUCCAGGAACCCCAGGAUCCCUUCACCUCCAGCCCGCUCAUGGACACCCAGGAGGGCUACCAGUAACAUCCCAUCCCACCCGCCUGUACCCCGCAACCUUGGGCAGUGACAACCUGCUCCGAAAAGUGACACCGCCAAGAAAGAAAAAAAAUGAGCAACAUGCUGCAAUUUUCCUUCAACCUCAACAUUCAACCCAACUGCCUCAAAGCCUGAAACUUAAAAGCUUAUGGAGAGUACCUAUGCCCAGCCUCUGAGCCCAGGCCUCUGACUCCGCCCACCAAUGCCACAGCCAAUAGGGAUUCUCCCCCAGGGGAGUGCAGUGCCUGGUCUCUGUUCCUGAUUUCUGAUGCUGUAGGACCGGGUAGAAGAAUGGUCAGCUGGCCACAAAGACUGUCUGGGAUGAAGCAGCAAAGCCACUUCAUGUUGGAGAAUAACCAUUUCUCUCUCUCUCUCUUUUUCUUUCUCUCUCUCUCUCUCUCUCUCUCUCUCUC
Messenger RNA from Megalops cyprinoides (Indo-Pacific tarpon), 3171 nucleotides. It is a transcript of the gene tmem63c, whose product is annotated as transmembrane protein 63C. Gene Ontology annotation, cellular component: plasma membrane. Lineage: Eukaryota; Metazoa; Chordata; Actinopteri; Elopiformes; Megalopidae. The record is from RefSeq and is a predicted model, not a curated record. The transcript is spliced from 24 exons. Gene Ontology annotation, molecular function: calcium-activated cation channel activity. Bases 236 to 2746 code for a protein of 836 amino acids.